Messenger RNA from Mugil cephalus (flathead mullet), 9304 nucleotides. RefSeq names its product discs, large (Drosophila) homolog-associated protein 3 (gene dlgap3). Gene Ontology annotation, cellular component: glutamatergic synapse; postsynaptic specialization. Gene Ontology annotation, biological process: signaling. The record is from RefSeq and is a predicted model, not a curated record. Gene Ontology annotation, molecular function: molecular adaptor activity. NCBI's taxonomy places the organism in Eukaryota, Metazoa, Chordata, Actinopteri, Mugiliformes, Mugilidae. Bases 271 to 3579 code for a protein of 1102 amino acids. The transcript has 13 exons.
GCUGUUUCUCCAUCCUCCGUUCUCCUCCACACAGCGAUCCGAGAGCUGUGGAAUAGGCGUGUGCAUCCCUUUGCGCAGAAUACGGGCAGUGAAAUCGUCGCACAGAAAGCUCGACUUUGAGAGUGAUUGGGACCGAGUUAUUUUGCCGCCCCUUUCUGCCUAAAGACAUGGAGCACCGUUUCCUGAUGAGACUGUGGUGAGACCAGUGCAGCCCUGUCACGCCCACAGCGCCCCCUUUCGGCCCGGACCGCCCACCACGGUCCGGGGCCUAUGAAAGGGUACCAUGUCAGCCGUAGCAUGUCUCAGCAUUCCUCUGGUGGUGGCGGAGGAGCCCCCUGCCACUGCACACCUGAGGACUGUGACGGCCCGGGCAGGGACUACUAUCAAGGUCACAGCGAUGGCCAUUAUUAUCCUCCGGGAGGCCCAGCUGAGGCGUUGGCCCUGGAGCGGCACCACUCGCACUCCUAUUCACACUCCCACAGCCACUCCGGAGGGGGAACCUUUCCCCGCUCCCACCUCAGCCAGCACCCGCCUCUUCAGUCAUUUGACUCUUGCGAGGAGUGCGUAUCCUCAGGCCACGGAGGGAAGAUGCACCGCAUUCCCCCAAACUUGAUAGACCAGUUUGAGAAGCAGGUGCCCUUCCAUCCUGAUGGCUUCCACACGCUGCAGUACCAGCGCACCGCUAGUGGAGGCGCCGAGCAACGCAGCGAGAGCCCCUCGCGCAUCCGCCACCUGGUCAACUCAGUACAGCGCCUCUUCGCCAAGUCCCAUUCCCUGGAAGCGCCAUCCAAGCGGGAGUACAACGGCACAAGGGGAGGAGGGGACUACCGCGGUGAGAGAGGGGGCGGCCAUAGGAGUGGAGGCGAGGAUGGCCAGUACUCAGGCCACCAGUCUCGUUCUACCAGGAGGAGCAAGUCCCGGGAACGCAGCAAGAGUGGAGACUCUCGACAUGAGUCGGGCAGACGCCACCGCAGCAGGACAGCAGGCUGGUGGAGUUCUGACGACAACCUGGACAGCGACAGCAGCUUCUUGGUCAGCGGUGGCAGGCGGGGGUAUCCCAGUGGACAUGAAAGCCUAGAUGCUGCCAUUCAGGAGCUCACCAUGAAGAAGCCCAAGGAACGAAGCGCUGGGCCGGGAUCUGGGGAAUGCAUGGCCUGUACCACUAUGGCUCUGGCUGGGAGUGAGGGAGGAGGACACCACGGGCACCAUGGUCACUCCCUGAAGAGGAGCACCUGGUCAGCUAUGACAGUGAGUCAGGCCAGGGAGGUGUAUCCUUCCACCAGGGGAGGAGGCUACGACAAAGCGCUGGUACCCGUCGAGAACAAGCUGAAGGAGAGGACCUUCCACUACUUGCAGGUCCCUUCAGAAGACUGGGGAGGUGGGUAUGGUGGCGGAGCUGACAGCGGUGGGGAGAUCCCGUGCCGCCGAAUGCGGAGCGGCAGCUACAUCAAGGCCAUGGGUGACGACGACAGCGCCGACUCAGACACAAGCCCCAAAGCCUCGCCGAAGUCCACGCUGAUCGCUCAGAGGGAUGCCUUCAGACGGUCUAUCAGCAUGGAUCAAAGGUACUCGUGUAAGCAGUGCACAGAUUCCUACCCCAACAGCCGAACCACACCCAAAACCCACACCCGCUCUCGGAGCUACACCCGCUCUUUGACCAGCUCGCAGCUGGGAGACACGUUGAACCGUCAGUUCGAGGCCGUGUGCGAGACCAUGUUCGGGGAGGUGGAGUCCCAGGCCGUGGAGGCCCUGGAUCUCCCCGGCGUGUUCCGGACUCGCAGCCACAGCUACGUUCGCGCCAUCCAGGCCGGUUGCUCCCAGGACGACGACUGCCUCUCCGUCUUCUCCAUGUCCGGCCCCCAGGGGAGCAUCAAGAGUGGGGCCGUCUUUCCUUAUCGCAAAGGUGCUCCUCCCCCUCUCCCGCCUCGCAUGUCAAAGUCUUCACUGUCAGUGCGGGCCCAGAGCAGCACAGAGUCCACCCAGGACGCCUACUUCCAGAGCAGCGGACAGCUGACCUCAGGCUCCGGCCCCGGGCGCGCCAAGCAGCACAGCAACUCCGUGGAUCUGGGUAGCUCUGACGGACCCUCGGGUCGCUCAUCCAGAGGAGGCUACUACACAGCCGGUGGCCCCGCGCGCUCCCGGCAGCACAGCAACUCCGCGGAGAGCCUGGAUGGGGUGAGGGGUUCGAGGGAGCUGGUGCCCUACGGAGGGGGCCCGGGAGUCGGCGUGAGAGCGAAACACAGCAGCUCGGCCGACAGCCUGCUCGAGGGGCCGCCGAGGCCGGCCAGGGAGAGGGACGGCAGGGUCGGGGGCAGCCUGGGGAAGUCGGUCUCUUUGCCUCAGAACAGCAUAGUCCUGAGUAAAGCGGGAGGGCAGGACGAAGGGCGCGGGGGCAGAAAGUGGAGGCCGUCCAUAGCUGUGCAGGUGGACAGUUCAGAGACUCUGUCAGAUUCCGAUGUGGAGGGCAAAGCUCUGACAGAGGUCCACUCUAUCGGAGUCCAAGUGGAGGACGACAAAAGGCGAGCUCGUUUCAAGCGCUCCAACAGCGUGACGGCGAGCGUGCAGGCCGACCUGGACCCCGAGGGCUUCCCAGGCCUCACCAUCGCCGUGCCAACACAGGAUAAGAGUCUCCAGUUCGGCUGCUCUUUCCAAAGGCACUCCUCGGAGCCUGAGUCUGCGAGCCAGUACACAGAGUGCCACCGCACCGUGCACACACAGGGACAGUGGGCCUACAGAGAGGACUUUAUACAGAGCGGCUACACGAGUGAAGCUUGCCAAGCAGACCCACGGCCCCACCAGCACCCACACUUGCCUCCACGUUCUCACUCUCCCCUGCCCAUUACCUCCGAGCGAGCCUGGGCCGGGACCCCCUCGCUGGAGGGGCCCCGGAGCCUGCCCGACUCAGGCCGAGCUUCGCCCUGCAUGCGAGACGGGGAGUUCUUCCUGCGCCUGCUUCAGACGGAGGUGGAGAGGAUGGAGAGCUGGUGCCAGAACAUGGAACGAGAGGCAGAGGAGAACGAACUUCCAGAGGAGGUUCUCGAGCUGAUUCGAAACGCAGUUGGCAGCGCCCAGAUGCUCAUGUCUCAGAAAGUCCAGCAGUUCUUCCGCCUCUGCCAACAAAGUGUGGACCCGUCCGCCUACCCCCAGCCCACGUCUCAGGACCUGGCGGCCUUCUGGGAGCUGCUCCAGCUCAACAUUGAGGACGUCAGGGUCAAGUUUCAGGACCUCCAGAGGAUCAAGGACUCUGGUUGGAGGCUCCCUCCUGAAAAGAAGGAGGACAAGAAGCUUCCUCCCCCGUUACCAAAGAAGCCAGCAGGUGGGGUGAGUGGCAGCCUCCGUGCCGAUAGCGUUGGGGACAUGGGUGCAGGAGGUGGGUCGGGCGGCCUGAUCGUGCCCCGCGUUGGGGGGCACACCCUGCCCAUCAGGGAGAAGUCCCUGGACCUCGGGGACCGCCAGAGGACAGAGGCGAGGAGGCGGCUGCUGCAGACCAAGCGUACUGCCUCCUUCAGGCAGAACUCGGCCACAGAGAGCGCCGACAGCAUCGAGAUCUACAUCCCCGAAGCCCAGACUCGACUCUGAACACAAGGUGUUUCCCUCCCGCCGCCUCACCCCCUCACCCCACCCACCGCGCCCCUCAUUACCGCGACACGGACACCAGUCUCAGUCUUUUUCUGAGCCCAGUUUUGGAUCUUCUUGCUGUUUAUGUGCUACUCCCCUCAGCACCUCCACCCACUUCAGUUACCACACUUGUUAAACAAGCAAUGACAGCCAUUUUAGUGUCUUGAAAUCUGGACGUUUUACAGACACAGAGGCCUAGACCUGAACUGGUAGCUAGUAGAUAAGUCUCCGAAUUCCUUUUUUUUUUUUUUUUUAAUUAUUAUUUUAGCUGACAACUAACGGGAAAAUUCCACUUUUGUAAAAGUAGUCAGCAGAGGUUCACGCAGUAGUAGCAUGCCUGUGCGUGUCCACCCAGCACAUCUUCACCACUGAAAAUCAAGGGCUUAACUGGCACUAGACCUCUGACAGAAUAUCCCUGAUGCCAUUUUCAGGAAAAAUCGGCUCCGUUUUUUAUCCUAGGGGCUUCUGAAUGAUGACCAUCAAGUCUCUCCACUGGCGCUCCCAGUACGGAUGAAUAAACACAUUCGAAUUUCUCAGCAUUAGUCCUAAUGCCCUUAAAGUCCAACGGUUGACAAAACCCCAAAGACCAUCCCGUGAGGAUCAUCGGCCAACUGCAGCUGGCACCCCUCACCCAGGUGCCAUCUGCCCACACGGGCGCCCAGUCGGAAGAAUAUGGAACGUUUUUUUUGUUUGUUUUUUUUUACGUCUUUCUUUCAUUCCCCACGUCCCAAGUAUCCGUCGACUCCCCUCAGCAUUCAGCAGUGAGGCUGUCUGAAUGUGCAAGUGCUAUUUGUACAUAGAGUGCACACUCGUGUUUGCCAAAAGGAGCUUUAGCAGUGUAGCAUCACAGCCUUGACAGCUAGAGAGCAUCAUAGACAACGACGACGACGACAAUAACAAAAAAAAAACAAUAAAAAUAAAAAAAUAGAGCCGUUUGCUUCUUAUAUAGUCUUUCUGAAGUUUCAAGUGUUCAGGGUGGGGUUUCUGGGUCUUUUUAUGGGAAUAUAUUUUGGUGGCUUUUCAGGACUUUACUGAGGACACCCCCCCUCCCUCCCCUUUUCACUGUGAGACUACAGCACCACCAAGUGGUCAAAUGAGGACCCAAACUAACAAAAGGGGUCUGUAGAGAGUUCUUUCCACUCAGUCAGGAAUUAACAGGCACCCCGAUGAAACAGCCAUGAAGGAAAAUCAAUUUCUUUAGUACUAUGAUUCAAUUAAUUACCUUGACAGCAGCGCGUUCUCUCUUCUCCCGAACGUGGAUUUUAUUUAUUUUUUUCUUAAUAAAAAGAGGCGGUGGAUCGCAAUCUAAAAGAGGGAGAGCUGUCCGAGAGUCUCCAGUAGAAUCCACUCACCUGACUUGAAGUACAGUCCUCUCAAGUUUCACGCGGCGCCGGUGGAAGAGGAGAUCGUGUCGAGGGAACAGCAGCUCUGUCCCAAAACCCUUCCAAAGAAAAGAGGAGAGCAUCAUUUUGUGAAAUACAGGAGAGAAGCAACUUGAAACAGUUUAGUUAUUAGAUACUGAGAUUAGAUGCGACACUUGAUUCGAAUGGAAUAACGUACGUUUGUUGCUCUUUUUCCUUUCCUUGAAAUCAUGCUAUACAAAGUGUAGCGUGAUUUUAUUGUGAAAAGGGUCCUCAAAUUCACGCCAGAGUCGAUAUUUCUAAUUUACGUAUUUUGUAUGGAUAUUGUGUAAAAGUGUGCGUGUGUGUGAAUGCACUGGAAUUACUGAACAUGAAGGCCUGUGUGUAGUAAGGGACGUGAGACGAAGCCCAGUGAAUACUAGAGAAAAGUCCAAAUCUGUCCGUUUUGAAGAACGAUAUUAAGAAUCUUUUAGCAUGACCUCUUUUCUUGCUUUUGUUAUAUUUGGAUGGAAUGCGUUGGCAAAAUGGGAUAUUUUAAUGGGAGAUGUAUAUUUUAUAAUAUAAUCUACAUUUCUAGAUGAGUAGAAAUUAUUCAGUACAGUCUAUGUACAAAAAAAAAGCAUAUAUCAAAUGUGAAAUACUGCAGUAUUAUUGCGAUAGAUUAUAGCAUUGUGUGGUACUACAGCUGUGUGGCAUAUCCAGACUCAAGUACACGUGAAAAAGAAUUUCAAAACCAUUCUUAUUAUCUUCAGUUCGUGAGUCAGGUUUACAGGGUAUAACUGGCAAGAGUGUUGAUUGCCAAGUAUGAUCCUCCUUAGGCCUACUAUAUAUAUCUGUGGUUCUAACAAACAUAUACUGCUGUACUCCCUCCCUGUAUCUCCUCUUUAGAACCAACUACAUGUGCCUAACCAGCUAUAUGUGGAGGUUUCCUUUGAACACAGUUUACAGUAUAUAUAUCUAUAUAUAUAUAUAUAUAUAUAGAAAGAUAUGUAAAUAGAAAAGUAUGAAAGCAGCAGAGAAUAUUGUUAACGAAAACGUUUUUAUCGUACUUGACAUGGCAUCCUUUAUCUCCCUCACUUUCACUCGCAAUACACACAUAAUACUGGAAUAUUUUGUUGAUGUUAAUACUGCAUGUUUUAUGACUGCCUCCUUUGAAACAAUUAGCAGGAUCUCCUCAUUUUUGAUCGAGAAAAGGAAUUUUGUAGCCUUCAAGCCUUUUUCUUUUCUUCUCUUUUUUUUUUUUUGUUGUGGUCGAGAAACAAAACGAUUUUACAACCGAGGAGAUUAGAUCCUCGGAGGACCACGGUACCAACGUCCUUGUGAACGGGAACCGAUGGUGUGAUUUGACUAUCGGCGGGUCAAUUUGACAACGCCUUGGCGUCGUUACGAGCUGCCCCGGUGAUGAACGGAAAGGGGCGGGCGUCGCGUUUGCUUUCGCCUGCAGCGGCGUGGGCUGCAGCCUCUCAUCCCGUCGUCCUUCCUUCCUCUGCUACCCUCAAAGUUGACAGCAUCUAAGUGGUUUUUGACACAGCCCUUAUCAAACAAAGCACAAAGACCUGCUUUAAUACUGUUACUCCACUGUGAAGGACUCUUGACUCCGCCCUCACAAUCCUCAAAUCUCCUACAUGUGGCGGGAUGGCAAGGUCUUUCCCAUUACGAGUUGGCCUUGAGGGACACCAGGAAUCACAGAGGCUUUGUUGGAUAUUUAUCCACAGUAGCAACUACAACUACUUCUUCUUCAACUGUUGCUGACUUUCUCCUCUGUACUUUCUAUCAUUGCGUUGACGUGUUAGCCAGCCACCUUGCCUUGAAACAGGUCCAGUGCAAACACACUUUCGGUGGUUGUGAUUCCCAUGUUUUUGUUAAAUAUUGUACCUAUCCAUUGUCCUAUAUCUGCACAGUAAAAACACAGGGGCCCCAGCGCCCGGGUGUGUAGUUGUACAAACGUGAUCUGACAACACAACGGACAGACUACUAUACGGACACUUUCACCUCCUCCUAUAAGUGCAAAUACCCCACAAAGGACAGCCAGACGGACAAGUCAACUCAGAGUACCUCAGUUUCUAACGGCAGUGUGUCCAGCCCUGACCCAGGCCUCUGUCCUCAGGGGAUUCUCUAACGCCACACAACCGACAGACCCUGAAAACCCAGGGCCAGAUCAGCCCUGCAGGAAUGCUGUUCAGUCUGUUCAGCUUCUCCGAAAGAGGGGGGAAUCACUUGUUGUUUGAGCCCUUUUAGCCAUCUUCCAAGACUGGAACGGAGCACGGUAACAUUAACAUGCAGGAGGUGGGGAAAGCUCAACUGUAGCCGAUAUGUACUGUAUGCGUGCAUCUGCAAUGAACUGCAAGCGGAGGGGACGAAGUAGCAGCAGAUUUGAGUUUUAAUUUGACAUUUCUGAGAGGCAGAGCUGCUCUGGAGAACACAUUAGAAUCAUUAAACCUCAGUGGGAGAAGAUAAGGAAGUAGCUUUUCCAGUUGAGGCUAAAAGAGCAUUUUGUCUUCAUUACUCCUGGCAGUAUCCACGAAACAAAGGCGGGUGGACAUGCCGGGUUUGAAGAACUAGUUUUGCCACAGAGUAGCUCCUUAAGUUCUGAAUGACUGGUGGGGAGUUGUGGUCCCCAAGGGGGGGCGCCAGAGAUCACAGCUUUGUCACACAGAUCACAUCAAACUUGUCUGAUCUGAGCUCGCCAUCAGUUUUCAGCUGUUUCACAAGUCACCAGGUUUUAACCAGUAUUGCAUGUGUCUCCCUACAUGUAUAGUAUGCAGCGCUUUAAGUAUCUCUGGCACCAUGCCAGAUCUCUGGCGUGUGGUGAUUGAUCACGAUUAAUCGCGAUAAAAAAAAUAAAUUAAAAAAAAAACAUUCAGAAAAAAAUUCAGCAUUCCCCACAAGUUGGGAAAAAUAUGCUCUGAGUUGUUAAACUCAGAAAUUACUGCUUCCAAAAUGAAAGAAAUAGCAGCUGCACAUAUGCUAAUGUUUAGUGUGACAGUCAGGUGACAAUGUACCAAACUUAUUUUUUCGCCUCUGAGUCCUGAAUUGUGAACGUAUUGGAAGUCUGAAAUUUUCGAGUUGGAAUAUUAAAUUUCGAGUUUUCCAUGAAGGCAUCAUCUAAGCUGGUGUGUUUUACUCAAAGUCACGUGUCGGAAAGAUGGAGAGUAAAUUUAAGAAGCUAGGAAUAUCUGUGUCCUUACUGAAAAUAAACAACUUAAAAAAUAGUAAAAAUAAUAAUAAUAAUAAUUUUUAGUUAGAAUAUGAUCUACAGUUGUUUUUGUGUAAAUUGAAACUGAAUUAAAUGGUUAAAUUGCUAAUCGAAUUCCUAAAAUUUAAUUAGCUUAAAACUCAUUUCACUACUAAGGUAAUGAAACCCCAACUCCUCACCAGUCAUCUAGAACUGAAGAAGCUACACACCCUUGUUUCCGCGUCGGUUUUUGGAUAUCAUGACCUGGAUGACCUGUGGCAGCUUCACAGACGCAGGUUUCCAGUAAUAUGUAAAAAGUAUCCAUUGUCAAAACAAUCAGUCAUGAGACUUUCAGUGCUUUUGACUAAUGGGCAACAGCGGGGACAGCAUGGGCAGUAUCUGGGUGAAUGCUAAACCUUUGGAGCACAUCUCAUAAAGCAUCUAAAUGCCGUAUUUCCACAGUUUGAGGUAUGGCUUGGCUCAUUUAACAGUAUCAUCUCUUUGCCGCCUCUUCUUUUUUAGUGUAAUUACAAGCAAUUCGACAAUUAAGGCCAAAUAUUAAUUUAAAAUUUCGCACUAUAUGGGGGAGAUCCAUUUAAUGGAAAUCCAUUAAUGCACUUGAACGCAUCGAACGCCGCAUGAUUUAAUAAUAGCGAACAUUUGCUACAAACAAUCAUUUACACUGACUUGACCAAACUCCUUUCGAAUGCUUUUGUUGAUUCUCCACUGAGGUUUUUCCCCUCCUCCCCACUCCCUCCAGAGCAGCUCGGCAACCCAAGCAGAUGUUUAACUGAAACUCCAAUGUGCCUUUAGCACUGAGGUGUAAUUCUGUUCGUGCGUGUAUGUGCGUGUAUAUUAACGCUGUCAUGUUGCUUUGCAGUACACACACACAUACGCACACACGCAUAAUAACCAUGUGGAUCAGAGGCAACUGAGCAAUUACUGUGUAAUUAACAAAAAAAAAAAAAAAGAAUUGAAACCCUGCCACCGUCACGUUUACAAAAAUGUAAAUACCUGUUACCAACGGACAUUUCUCUUCUCAAUAUUGCAUAUAUUGUUAUUACAAUAUGAUUAUUAUUAGUAUGAUUAAUUAUUGCCAUCACUUUCAUUAUUAUAAAUGGUGUUGUCAGUUAUAGCUAUGGGUAACCAU